AUGGUCGACGCAUUGCCUGCGUUCACAGUUAAUGGGUCUCUGGCCAGUAUGGCGCUCAACUUUACAGAUGGUUCCAGAUUAGGAGUUGAGGAGGGCGAUGAGUCCGACCACGAGGCUCACACGCUGGACAGAAGCACGGAGCGUAUCGUUGUGCCGAUCCUGUUCGGCUUUGCAUUCAUUGUCGGGAUUGUUGGAAACGGUACACUCAUCUACACUGUUCUCCGUAACCGUAAGAUGAGAGUGGUUCCCAACAUUUACAUUGUCAGCCUGUCAUGUGGCGACUUCUUACUAAUUCUUAUUACAGUCCCUUUCAACGCUCUCAUUUACAUUCUACCCGAGUGGCCGUUCGGCGAAAUCAUGUGUAAAGUCAACGAAUACUUGCAGACAGUCUCUCUUGGAGUAUCCGUAUUCAUGCUAACCGCCCUAAGCGCUGAUCGGCACAUUGCUAUUGUAGACCCAAUAGCUAAACACAAGUCAAGACCCAUUGUCCGUGCAGUCACAACUGCCGGCUGCCUUUGGCUAGUCGCACUUCUACUGGCUACACCGGAUUUAAGUUCAUCGACAGUGAUACAGUUUUCACCUAAUAUCACACUGGGUUCGUACAAAGUGUGUAUUUUAUACCCAACAUCUGAUUUUGGAGGUUACCUACCGCCAUGGUAUUCCCAAUUGAUGGUCAUGCUUAAAUUUCUCGUCUUUUUUCUCAUUCCAUUGUUCAUUAUCGGAGCAUUUUACAUCCUGAUGGCGAGGAUCCUGAUCUUAAGCGCCAAACAGAUACCGGGGGAUUCCAACGGGAGAGCCGCUUAUCAAAAGCAGAUCGAGGCUCGUCUUAAAGUCGCGCGAGCGGUCCUCUCGUUCGUCAUCCUUUUCGUCAUUUGCUGGCUACCCCGUCACAUCUACCUGCUAUGCUACUAUUUUUACGACGGCGAAUUUAACCAGUUCUGGCACAUCUUCAAAGUAACCAGCUUCUGUUUGGCGUUCAUCAACUCGUGCGUUAACCCCUUUGCUCUUUACUUCCUCAGCAACCAGUUUCGGAAAUAUUAUAAUCGUUACUUGUUCUGUUGCUGUACGAGUAAACCUUACGACGCCCUUCCUGGACCCGGAUCUUCGGUAAUGUAUAAUUUUCAGAGUACAGUCAGACGGCCCAGUUCGAGUGUUACUUACGUUCAGAACCAGACCACUUGUUAA
Acanthosepion pharaonis is the source of this 1185-nucleotide messenger RNA. The record is from the annotation of a GenBank genome assembly. NCBI's taxonomy places the organism in Eukaryota, Metazoa, Mollusca, Cephalopoda, Sepiida, Sepiidae.